Messenger RNA from Effrenium voratum, 3996 nucleotides. The record is from the annotation of a GenBank genome assembly. Lineage: Eukaryota; Dinophyceae; Suessiales; Symbiodiniaceae.
AUGAAGGCGCGCGAGCGGUCAGCUUCCACGGCCGCGAGGCCCUCGAUUCUGGACCGCGAGGCGGCGGAGAUUCAGGUGAAGGAGAGGGACAUGGCAGCCAUCAAGGCGAAGAUCUCCUCCAUGGGCGAUGCCAAGCGACAGGCGAGUUCUGCGGAGGAGCAGCUAGGUGAAGUGCAGCAGGAGGUUUUGAACAUGCGCGACCGCCUUGCCCGCAUUGACGCGGACUUGCAUGAGACCGCCGAGCGCAAGCAGUCGAUCGAGGCGGAGAUCGGCAGGCUGCAGAAUGGCAUCGGCGAGUCCAAGGAGACCUUGCGCCUGCGCCAGCUCUCAGUGGCGGAGUUGCGCAGCAACCGGGAUGAGACUGAGCGCCAGCUCUCGCAGACUCUGGGCGAACGAGAGCAGUGGCGAGAGAGCGCCGGAAAGGCCCAGAAGGACUUCGACGCCCAAGCGCAGGCCGCAGCCUUUGAGCUGGACCAAUGGCGCUCCGAGGCGCAGGAGCUGGUCACUGCCCUUCAGCAGAUAGAAGAAGAGGAUCCAGCGGCUGUGCAGCCCCAGGAGGAUUUCAUGGACGGCCUGCAGAAGGAGCUGGAGGAGGCAAUGGCUUCCUUCACAGCCCUGCAGGCGCAGAGGCAGCAGGAGACUGCGGGAGUCUCCGCGGCUGAGCAACAACAGCGGGAGGCGGAGGUGCGCCUUGAGGAGGCCGAGCUCGCGGCCAACCGCCUGCGAUCGGAGCUGCAGGAGGAGGGAGCUGAAGCCAGGAACGCCACGGAGGCGGUGAAGCUUCAGCUGGCGGACCGGGCAUCCAAGGUGGCCCAGCUCGAGGGCUCCGUCGGGGAGAACCGCAACCAGCUGAAGACCAUCCAGCAGCAUGUGGACAGCCUGAUGCAGGACCUCAUGGACCGAACAACCAAGAGCUCGGAGGAGGAGGCAGCUCUGACGAACCUGGCGAGACAGCUGCACCAGGAGCAGGAGGUUUUGGACCGAAUUCAGCGGGAGAAGGAGAAGCUCGCGGAGGCGGCGAGCAAGGCCUUGCAGAAGAGCGAGGAUUGUUAUCGCCACAAGCAGCUGUUGCAAGACGACCAGCAGGAGAAGGGCUUGGCCCAGCAGUCCGACCUUUUGGCCCAGUCCUGCAAGAUCGCGAGCUCUGAGUUGGAAAGCACCCUAUCCGAGCUCGGCCAGCUGCACCAGGUCCGACAAAAGCUGGAUGCUGAAGUAGCAGAAGUGGACCUCGCCGCGACCGAGAUUGAACGCUCGCGGCAGGAGGCGAAGGUGCGGAUCGAGGAAAUGCAGACGGCGCUGGAGGCGAUCAGCUUGAAGAAGUCAACUCGAGCCGAGGCCGUGACCUCCCGGCUGCAGCGGGUGACAGUUCUGGAACAGGAGCUGAUGACUGCGAAGCAGGAGCUGCAAAGUGCCGCUGCUGCUGCCACCAAGCUCCGCGUGGCCUCGGCAAGGAAUGCUGCGGACAACGACACGAAGGAAGAAGCACUCCUUCAGCGCUUUGUGCAGUUGAAGGCAGAGCUUCAGUCGCAUCAGGAGUCGUCGCAGCAGCAGGAAGAGAAGCACAAGGCGUUGCUCGAGAAGCUGAAUGAGACCCAGCGACAGCGACCCAAGACUCGGGUGCAAGCUGAGCACGUGCGCGCCAAGCGUGCGGAACUGCAGAGGCUGGCGGUGGAGCUCCAGACAUCCUUGGCCGCUGCGCGCCGCACCUCGGAGCUGGAGGAGGCAAAGGCCAAGCAGUUGGAAGCACAGCUGUCGAAGCAGCGCAAGGAAUUGGAGGAACUGGCGGAGGAUGCGGCUCGGCAGGACCAGCUGUCCGUUGCCAUGAAGGAGGCGCUUAACGAGCAGCGGGCGCAACGGCAAAGCUGCCUGAAGGCGCAGACUUCUCAGUCAUCAUCCUCAACGGAUAGAGAGCUGAAGGCGCAGGAGCUGGUGAACGGGCUCAAGAAGCAGCGCGAGGAGCUGGCCGGGAAGCAGGAGGCCGUGGCUGCAGCGUGCUUGGUGGAGAAGGAGCGCCUGGCGGAGCUGCGGAAUGACUUCCAGGAGGUGCGCGCCAGCACCACGAAGAAGAUCGAGGCUGCGACAAAGGAACUCGCAGCUCAGGAGUGCGCAGCGUCUUUGGAAGAACGACUGCUGCAGAUCGACCGGGAGCUGAAGCUCACGAAGGACAGAGGAUCCUCCAGAGACAUGCAGGCCUUGAAGCUGCACCAGGCCGAGGCCGCCAACCUGCAGAAGCGCAUCGAGGAGAGCCAGCAACGAGAGCAGGAGGCGCAGCUGAAGUCGCCCAAAGGACAAGACUCAGAGGUCCAGGAGUCCGACGAGAAGAAGAGGCAGCUGCUCAAGGAGCUUCUGACGCACCGGGCGGCCUCGCUCCAGGAGGCUUCCAAGGAGAGUGCCGAGGCUGAGAAGAGCCUGCAGGCGCUGCUUCAAGAGCAGGGAAGCCUUCAGGAGGAGUAUCGUGGUGUGAUGGAAGAGAUGAAGAUCCAGGUGAGCAAGGGCAACGAGCACUACUCGAAGCUGCGGGACUUGGAGCAGGACAUUCAGACCUUCGAGGAUGAAUCCGAGCUCCUGACACUGGGGCUCCAUGAGGCGGAGAAUCGUAGCGGCUUCCUGCAAAAGGAGCACGAGCUCCUGCAGGCGGGUGUUCCGGAUGGUCGGCUGCAGCAAUGGGCCAAAGAGGUCCAGGGCUUCCGGGUCGCGGCUAAGCUGCAGACCUACGAGGAUGAGCUGCAGCACUGGCAGCAGGUGGCAGAGGGACAGGCAGACCCACCGCAUGCCCGGAGCCAUCAACAGGCCGCGGAGGAGCUGCUGGGGCAGAAGGCGGCCGCGCUGGAGGAGCAGCUCUCCGUGACGGAGCGGCGGCUCAGGGAGAUGGAGCAGCAAGAGCCGGAGGAGGUUCCUGGACACAUUCGUUCUGUGCCCUGCUCAUUGCACGGCGCGCUCUUCGGUCCGAACUUGUCUGGAAAGGAAGGCGGGCGGCGAGCUCUGGUGAUAGGCUGCAACUACACCAACUCCUUCGCCCCACUUCAAGGAAGCGCCAACGAUGCCUGGAACGUGCAAUGUCUUCUGCGGCAGACUUUGCAGUACUCUGAGAGCCAGGUGCGUUGCCUGGUGGACUUCUGGGGUGCCGCGGCGCCUCCAAAGCGUCGGCCCACGAGGGACAACAUCAUCUCAGAGCUGCAGUGGCUCACGGGCAAUGCCCGACCGGGUGACAACAUCUUCUUGUAUUUCAGCGGCUACGGAGCACAGCAGCCUUCGCACGUGGAGGGCCUCUACGAGGGCCACCUGGUUCCUGCUGACUACGCUGACAACCUUCCCGAGGAGGUGCUCCGGGAGCUGGCCAGCGCUGAGCUACCGCCAGACUGGGCCCAACGAGCCGCCGCCGGGUACCGCCUUGUCCCCAUGUCGCUGAUCACUUCGGCGCUUCAUGCACUCCCGUCGGGAUGCAAGGCCACCGUGGUGCUGGACUGCUGCCAGGCCUCGGUGCUGCCGCUGCUGAAGUCCGCGGACGUGCGGUCCGUGCUGGCGGGCCCUGGGCCUCCGCUCUUCCAGCGCUUGCGUGCCAACGCGUCGGGGGAGAAGAGCCGGCAGCGCUUGCUGAAUUUGCCACCCCUGCCUCACAGCUCUUCAAGGCCUUCGGCAUCGCCGUCUGGAAAUCGAUCCACUCCAAUGGGAUCACCGUCCAUGCAGGCGCGGCAGCCCGGAGAAGCGCAGGCCGCCUACCAUGGCCCCUGCUGCAAGUGCUACUGCUUCGCGACCUGCCAAAAUGACCAGGUGUGCUGCGAGCUGCCCAUUGAAGGGACCGUCCAGGGUGCAGGCACCUGGGCCUUUGUGAAGGCUGUGGCAGCUUGUCAUUUCAGCACAUCGCUGACUCAGCACAGCAAGGCCAUGGACAGCAUCCUGCAGAACUUGCGCAGGAAGUACAGGUGGAUCCAGCAAACCCCGGUGAUCCAGCUUUCUGCAGCAGCUAAUGUCGAGGACGCUCUGAUUCUCCCGUAG